AUGGUUGCCCCAAGACGAAGGAAUCAGCCACUGGACGCAGAACAACAUGAUGCUAAAACAACGAACCAAAGUGAUUGGCCUCGCGAUGUUACGAUCGCCCAAAACACGGAGAUAGACAAAGCAUGGUUCACCUGGAAAUUACAACGCCAUCCAAAUUAUGAGAAUAAAGAAGAUGAAGAAUAUAGAAAAUAUAUUUUUUCUAUCAAUCUGCAUUACAUCAAGGGUCAGCACAAACGCUAUAAGGCUGGACUGGAAAGUUACAUGACUAAAUUGAACCAAUUUGCUAAUCUGACAUUUUUGGAGUUUGCUGAUCGUUUUCUAGGAACAAAACCUCAAAAGAUGGCUUUGGGAAAGCCUGCAAAGCCAUGGAUAUCAUCUUUUGCCUUAAAAGACCUUCCAGAUACCGUUGAUUGGAGAGAUAAGAAUCUUGUUACUGAAAUCAAGAAUCAGGGUGUCUUACGUUAA
Messenger RNA from Rodentolepis nana, 465 nucleotides. Lineage: Eukaryota; Metazoa; Platyhelminthes; Cestoda; Cyclophyllidea; Hymenolepididae. The record is from the annotation of a GenBank genome assembly.